Lutzomyia longipalpis is the source of this 1587-nucleotide messenger RNA. RefSeq names its product dynein light chain Tctex-type 5-like. Bases 1046 to 1573 code for a protein of 175 amino acids. Gene Ontology annotation, molecular function: dynein intermediate chain binding. Gene Ontology annotation, biological process: microtubule-based movement. Lineage: Eukaryota; Metazoa; Arthropoda; Insecta; Diptera; Psychodidae. The transcript has 2 exons. The record is from RefSeq and is a predicted model, not a curated record. Gene Ontology annotation, cellular component: cytoplasmic dynein complex; cytoplasm.
UUUCAGUGAUAUAUUUCCAUUGAAAAAUUCAAGAUAAUGAAUUUUUGAGUUAAAAAAAUAAUUCAGAUAAAUCAUUUUAAAGAAUUUUUUUUAUUAAAACGAUUUUAUACUUUUUUUUAUGAUUAUUGUGGUUUCCAAUCAUUUUUAAUAAAAAAAAAAUGAGUUAAAAUUUUUUUUAAAUCAUUUUUCUUUAUUAAAGCUUGUGCUAUUUCUUUAUUUUUAAUAAAAAAGAGUCAACUACAUAUAAAAAAAAUACUUUCAGUAAAAAAAAACUUUAAGUUCGUAAUUUUUUAUUCGAAAAAAGAAUUAAAUGAUUUUUUUAAAAAUCCUUUUAAGCAAUUGAUUUCGAAAAAUCUUUUAAUUCAAGAGGAAAUCGUACCUAUAAGAAUUAAGUUAAUUUGAAAAAUUCUUUUAAUUUUUUUUAAUUCAAGACAAUCAGUUUUUGACUUAAAAAAUAUUUUUCAAAAUCAUUCAAUGAAUAAGACGAUCUCUUGUAAUUUUCAUUUAAAAAACACUUACUUAGAAAAUAUAUUUGAAGUCUAUCCAUUUUUUUUAGUAAAAUUUCGUUUAAAUUAAACUUUAGUUUUAUUUUUAAUAAAGAGAGUCAAGUGAAAAAAAAUAUAUCAGUUAAAAAAAUUUUAACUGCUCUUUUUGUAAAAAUGAAUUAAAAGUUCUUUUAAGAAAUGAUUUUAAAAAUUCUUUUAAAAAAUUAAUUCUAAUAAUAUUACUUUGAAAAAAUCUUUCAAUUCAAGAAUGAAUAGAAUUAAAAUUUUUUUAAGUGAGUUAAAAUUCUUUUACCUAAACUCUUUUAAAAAUUCUUUUAAUUUUUAUUAAAAAGAAUUGAAGUUUAAGUUAAAAUUCUUUGAAAUAAAAGAAAUUCAAAAACUGUUAAAAUAAUUCAUUUAAGGAAACUUUGAGACUCUUCAUGAAAUUUUGAUUCCUUCCUGCAUGCUCAUGCAAUCUCUUUCAACAUGAAACUCGCAUGAAAAGCUCAUGAAGCCCCCAAAGGCAAAUCCCUGCAGGAAGCUAAAUUAAUCCAUUGAAAAUGAUGCGACGAGUAAGUCUACGACCCCCAUCUCGGAGCCCCUCGAGGAGGCAAUCCAUGGUCAAGGGGAUUGUCCAGCACAAUACCAGUCUCUACACAAGCUCCCUUGUCUUCGGGAUUGUGGCACAGAAGCCCCGCCGGAAGGAUAUUGACUUUGGGGAUUUAUUCGAUGGGAAAUUGCGUUUCUAUCGCAACCCAAUGACCAUUACGGAUCAAAUUGGGAGCAUAAUGAAUAAGAUCUGCGAGGGACGCGUCGAGGAGGAGUCUGAGUAUCGACGGUACAACGCGAAGAAGUGCAAAAUUCUGUGUCAACUCCUCGCGCAGGAUAUCAAAAGGGCCGUCAAGGGGAUGGGAAUGCGUCGCUACAGAAUCGUCACAAUGGUCAGCAUCUUCCCCAAAUACCAACAGGGUAUCACGUGUGCUAUGCUGUUCUUCCAGGAUCCCUCCGUUGAUCUCUUUUCCAAUCACAAAUACGAAACACCAACAUUCUUUAUUCUCUCCACUGUUUAUCUCAUUUACAAGGACUAACAGGAAAAUAAUUU